Messenger RNA from Aspergillus affinis, 879 nucleotides. Its product is annotated as bZIP transcription factor. The record is from RefSeq and is a predicted model, not a curated record. NCBI's taxonomy places the organism in Eukaryota, Fungi, Ascomycota, Eurotiomycetes, Eurotiales, Aspergillaceae. Bases 1 to 879 code for a protein of 292 amino acids. The transcript has 2 exons.
AUGUCGGCUGAACAGGGACAAUUGGAGUCCGGUCCGAUGGUAGACUCCCGCAUAGCGGUGGUUCAGAUGCCGUCGCAGGCCCAGAGUCACGGACCGGAAGAUGACUGGACAGGGAUCGUUGACCCGAAGGAACGACGGAGAUUACAGAAUCGGUUGAAUCAGCGGGCUCUGAGAAAUCGAAGGAAGAUAUCUAAGGACCCCAGUGGAGCAGGGGCCAGAGGCAAUUCUCCGCAGGAGUCAUCGCACGAAUCAGUCUCUUCGGAUCAUACAAGCCCUGCUCAUAUGGCUGUUGGGCAGACCCCCCACAGAGACUGCAAGAACGCACCCCGCAACAUCCACGAAUUGAUGCUCGAGGUGCAGAACCAGACGCUGCGGAAUCAUCGGCUCGGGACCCCUAAUAUAAACGAUCUAGCCACGAUAAGCAAGCUGAACAUGAAACGCGCCAUGAUGGACAAUAUUGUCGUGGUGGGAAUGACCAUGGCGUGGGUGGCGGAUGAUGACUCGGUUUCCAUCUUCAGUAUGACACGCCCGGGGUUUCCAGACCACACGAUUCCCGAGAGUCUGCGCCCAACCGAGCUGCAGCGAACGAAGCCCCAUCAUCCAUGGCUGGAUAUCUUCCCUUUCCCACAGAUCCGGGAUAAUCUGAUCACCGCGCAGGAUGACUUCGAUGACGAGGAGCUUUGCCAUGAUCUGAUGGCGUUCUGGGAUCCGGGAAACUCAGAAGCUGCAGUACUGAUCUGGGGGAGUCCGUGGGACCCGAGAAACUGGGAGGUGACGGAAGCUUUCGUGAGGAAAUGGGGUUGGGUGCUAAACGGAUGCUUGGAGAUUCAAGAAUCAUCGAACCGGUGGAGACGGAUGCGAGGUGAAAGGCACUUGUGA